This is a messenger RNA of Pneumocystis carinii B80, 956 nucleotides long. Its product is annotated as phosphoribosylaminoimidazolesuccinocarboxamide synthase. Gene Ontology annotation, biological process: 'de novo' IMP biosynthetic process. Gene Ontology annotation, molecular function: phosphoribosylaminoimidazolesuccinocarboxamide synthase activity. Bases 47 to 910 code for a protein of 287 amino acids. The record is from RefSeq and is a predicted model, not a curated record. The transcript has 6 exons. Gene Ontology annotation, cellular component: cytoplasm. Lineage: Eukaryota; Fungi; Ascomycota; Pneumocystomycetes; Pneumocystales; Pneumocystaceae.
AAGAAAAAAGCGAUAUAUUCUUUUUGUCGACUUUAAAUUAGAAAUAAUGGCUUUAGAAAAAUAUCAAAGAAUUAUACAGGGAAAGGUUCGAGAUGUCUAUGAAUUAGACAUGAAUCGACUUUUGUUUAUUACAAGUGAUAGAAUUAGUGCGUAUGAUGUGGUUUUGAAGAGUGAAAUACCUGAAAAAGGUAAAAUAUUGACGGCAUUGUCAUUGUUUUGGUUCAAAAAGCUUGAACACAUAUGUAAAAAUCAUUUAAUUGAUGCCAAUUUACCAAUAGAACUUGAAAAAAUACAAGAAAAUAUACAGGGGAGAUUUAUGAUUGUAAAAAAAUAUCAAGUACUUCCAAUAGAAGCAAUUGUUCGCGGUUACUUGACAGGAUCGGCAUGGAAAGAAUAUGUGCGACAGGGAACGGUUCAUGGAAUCCCUUUACGUUCAGGGUUUAAAGAAGGACAAGCAUUAGAUAUGCCAUUAUUUACGCCUAGCAAAAAAGCAAAACCAGGAGAACAUGAUGAAAAUAUCCAUCCUAGAGAAGUAUCAAACGAAAUUGGAGAAAAGUAUGCGAAAGAAAUGGAACGGCUUUCUUUAUUACUUUAUAAAGAAGCACAUGCAUAUGCCAUGGAAAAAGGAAUUAUUAUUGCGGACACAAAGUUUGAAUUUGGCGUAGACACAAAUGGUCAUCUUGUAUUGGUAGAUGAAUUGUUAACACCUGAUUCAUCCAGGUUUUGGGUUCGCAAUUCGAUUGAUGGCGAGUUAUAUAGUCUAGACAAACAACACAUACGAAACUGGCUUGAAGUAGAAAACAAGGCUGGACAAAAUGAUAUAAUACUUCCUGAAUCGCUGAUCUAUCAGACAAGACAAAGAUAUAUAGAAGCUUAUGAGAAAUUAACAGGAAAGACAUGGACUACAUAGAUAUAAAAACAUUUAGAACAGUUUAGAAUUCAAAUAAGCCGAUUUA